Quercus lobata is the source of this 1287-nucleotide messenger RNA. RefSeq names its product protein trichome birefringence-like 43. The coding region runs from base 126 to 1205 and encodes 359 amino acids. Gene Ontology annotation, cellular component: Golgi apparatus. NCBI's taxonomy places the organism in Eukaryota, Viridiplantae, Streptophyta, Magnoliopsida, Fagales, Fagaceae. The record is from RefSeq and is a predicted model, not a curated record. Gene Ontology annotation, molecular function: O-acetyltransferase activity. The transcript has 5 exons.
UAUAGUCUUCCGAAAAAUUAUUACAACAAAGCAAACAUGCAUGCCCACCUUUCUAUAAAUUAUUGUGUACGAAACAUUACUCAUGUGAGAGCCUUUUCUCCCAAAAAACAAAUAUUCUUUUUCCCAUGAUUAUGAGAGCCUUUUCUUUAUGUGUUGCAUUGAUACUACUUAAUCUUUUGCACCAUGUGCAUUGUGAGCAUUCUUACAAGGUGGGACGAGUUGUAAAGAGGGGCUGUGACUUUUACACAGGGAAAUGGGUUUUCGAUAGAUCAUACCCUCUUUACGAUGCAUCAAGCUGUCCAUUCAUUGAGAGGGAAUUCGAUUGCCAAAAGAAUGGUCGCCCAGACAAAAACUAUCUCAAAUAUAGAUGGCAACCCACUGGCUGCAACUUACCAAGAUUCAAUGGUCGAUAUUUGUUGUCAAGACUUAGAGGAAAAAGAAUAAUGUUUGUGGGGGACUCGUUGAGUUUGAACCAAUGGCAAUCACUCACUUGCAUGCUUCAUAGAGCUGUACCAGAGGCUAGAUACAGCUUGACCAGGAUUGGGUACAUCUCCACAUUUACAUUCCCGGCCUACAAUGUUGAAGUGUUGUUCGACCGUAACGCAUUACUUGUUGAUAUUAAACGCACAAGCAAGGGGCGUGCUAUUAAACUAGACUCGAUCAAAAAAAGUGCAAAAGUAUGGAAAGGAAUAGACGUAUUGAUCUUCAAUUCAUGGCAUUGGUGGACUCACACGGGAAGAGAAACACCAUGGGAUUUUAUUCAAGUAGGGGGUAAGAGUUACAGAAACUUGAAUCGAUUCGUUGCAUACAAGAUUGCGUUGAAUACAUGGGCUAAAUGGAUAGACUCCAAUGUCAACCCCAAAAAAACCAAGGUCUUCUUCCUAGGUGUUUCUCCUGAUCAUAUAAAUGGAUAUUUCUGGGGGCAACCACAUGCAAAUCAAUGUGCGGGGCAAACUCAACCAUUGCUUCACCAUAGUUAUCGAGGGGGUCCACAUCCAGCACAGCAGCUGCUAGAGAAAGUGCUAAGCACCAUGUCGAAGCCGGUUCACCUGCUCAAUGUUACAACCCUAUCACAACUAAGAAAAGAUGGACAUCCAUCAUUUUAUGGACAUGGACACAGGAGCAUUGAUUGCAGCCAUUGGUGCCUACCCGGAGUACCUGAUACUUGGAAUCAACUCUUAUACGCUGCUCUAAUUACGAACUAGAAUACAGUGGCGGUCCAGGGGCGCCUAGGCCUAAGCCCCAUAAAAGAAAUAUUUUCUCUCCAGUGUCCGUUUGUCACGAAUA